Coregonus sp. 'balchen' is the source of this 22966-nucleotide messenger RNA. The record is from the annotation of a GenBank genome assembly. Lineage: Eukaryota; Metazoa; Chordata; Actinopteri; Salmoniformes; Salmonidae.
AUGAUGACCUCCAUCGUCGUGACGAGCCCCUCCAGCGCCGGGGCCAGCCCGGAAACAACCAGGAAGUUCCCUCCUCCUCCCAUGAUGGACAGGGAGGAGGUAGGGCCAAAGAAGGUUGGGUUGGCCAUAUCCCUGGAAACAGACACAGGGAGGAACAACGACAUGUGGGCUCGCCACACCCUUACCUCGCCGAAACACGGCGGCACUACCAGUCCAAGCCAGUUCCUGCCCGUUCCUGCAGUCGGGGCAACCACCACGCUGAUGGUCGCCUGCCAGGGUCGCAUGGGCAAGUCGGAGAUUGAAGGUCGCGAGGGCGACAAACCAGCGGUGGCGAGACGUCCAUCUUGGCUUGACGACGACCUCCAGCCAAUGUGAGCCUGUCGUCCAUCGACUAGGAUUGAGUGACCGAUACAACAUUCUCAGUUGGCUAAGAGAGGAGCAUCACACCUUAAUGGCCACAACUUAUUGGUUUCUCCCGGCCUACACGGAUCAGAUACAGGGAACUACAUUACCCAUGAUCUUUCGGAAGACAUUUAGAAAUCCUGCUUCAUAUGCAUGCGGCCGUGACCUUGAGCAGUGAUGCACACCUCUGGAUGGCAUAUGUGAAGAUUGCAUGACCUUUCACAAGUGGCAGAAUUUGUUAAUUUCAGUUGCUUUGACCCGAGCAGGCUAAGGGAAGAGUUUGAAGUCUGAAUGAAGUGUGUUGCUUUUGGAUGCAUGGAAGCUAAUACUUUCUUUUUAGUAUUUGAUUUGUUCAUUUGGGUUUUUAUGUUUUGGAGCAUGUGAGCAAGAUAUGACAGUGACCUGUCAUAGAUGUGACCUUUGAAUAACCUUGCAUGAUGACCUUUGACAUUGACCUUUUCCAACGCACCCUGGUUGAAGCAACUCCCUCAAAAACGACACUGGUAGUAGUAGAAAAUAUGGCUUUUUGUUCUCUGUAUGGCAGCUACGACAAAUAAAUGACAAAUACAUACAGCCCAUUAAACAAUAUAUCUGCUUUCCAUUUCAUAAGACCUCUCUUCACUGGGUCUCCUGCUUUCUUGUGGCCAGUCUUAAUAGGACCACAAGCCACAUUUUCACUAACACCCAUCCCAACAUCAGAAAUCCAGCUUUAAAAGCUCUCUGUGACCCUAUAACUUAAUCCCAAACCCGGUUAACCCAAACCGCCAGUUUGGUCGCAAGAGUCGACGAACCCCAGCUUUGAAGAUGGGUUAUAAGCAGGCUAAUAAAAGAUGCAUGCUUUUAUUGAUAGUUUUGUUUUAGACUGUGCCAUGAGAUCAUUUCCAUCUGCGCCACACAAUAUGCUGUAGAGGCCUAUAUUAGUGCAGUGAAUUCAGUGGUUUUUCUCCCAAGUGCUCAGCUGGCUGUGUUUUUGGCUAGAGCUCCACCUUGUGUUCAAAUGGACACAGUUUUUAUCAAUUUGGAUCUGCAGAUCUAGCCGGAAUAACCAUAAAUAAAUUACUGACUUUUAGAUCAUAUUAAACCUACAGUAUCUCAUUAAGCAUUCAUGAUUGUUUACUAAGAACUCAUACUGUUGUCAAUGGUAACCCAUACAGUACAUUAAGCCUACAGGUGUUUUCAACACGCCCCCUAUAUUCCAACACACUUUUGUACUAUUCUCAUGUCUGUAUGUAUUGCAUUGUGUAGUUGUGGGUUCAUAUCUGUAUAUAUUGCAUUGUGUUGUAGUUGUGUGUUUGUUCAUUAGUGUGUUUUUUUCUCCAUGUCUCUGCUUUCGUAGAUUCAGUCACAGAGCUGCUAGUGUGUCAGAUGUCCCGGAGUAAGUGAUUCUUUGUUACCCAUCGGAUGCACAUCCCUGCCCUCCUAAACCACACUUGCUUAGUAUGCUAAGAUCUCUAGACCCCAACUUCUAGACAUUUCUAGUAGAUCUGUAAGGAGCUGAUAGGUGUAAGCAAUAUGGUGGAAACUCUGGCCUUACUGGACUUUUAACCAUAUUACACCCAUCCUUUCCAUUUAGAUAUACGAGAAGUGGAGAGGGACUAGUGGUUGACUUCAAAUGUGUUUUUAACCAGCUUCUGUUAUCUGCAUGUCUCACACUCACACAAUCAAAAGCAAACGUUGGAACUCAAGACGCGCCUCAACAAGUAACUUUGUCUCUUCUAGCCUUCGAGGGUCUAAUGUGGAAUGGGAUGGACCUAGAUCACUCCCCUGUGUCUUGUGUAGAGCUUAUAGUCUCGUAAACCCGACCCUAAGCAACAGCAGGGACUAGGGUCUGGUUUCAAUGACAGACUCUUUUGGCAACUUCGAUAAGGGUAAAACAAAAAUCUGGGGUGGGUCCUGUUCAGACAGACAACUCUCCCAACAAAUCAUAAAGCAGACAUGCCAGAACGUCGCGAUUUGAAACCAAAGUUUGCAGGCAAAACCUUUGCAGGAUUUAGUGAAGGUAGUUGAUGCAAACUAGCCACUUGUGAAAUGUACUCAUUAAAAAUAACCUUGUUGAUCUCCAUCUUGCUAGUUACUAUUUUGUAUUUUAUUCAAACGAGUAAGGUAGUGACAUAGGCAGUGACCUAGUUCCUCUAUGCCAAACUGUUCUGUUACAUACAGACAUGUGAAGCCGGAACAUUCAAAAAUUGUGGGAGGCAACAUGGGCAUCUAGAGAGCACACCAUAUGAUUAAUGUACCAUACACUCACACAAUGACAUGUACCAUCACUGUAACGCCACUGUAUGAGGAUCUCACUGUGGUUCUCAAAACAAAACCUGGGUCAAAUACUUGCAGGGUAUGACUUUGAUGCUCUGUGCUGUUCUGUUGUAUAGAUAUGCUUCUGUAUAUACAGUGAGCUCCAAAGGUAUUGGGGCAGUGACAGUUUUUGGUUGUUGUUUUGGCUCUGUACAGCACUUUGGAUUUCAAAUGAUACAAUGAUUAUGAGGUUAAAGUGCAGACAGUUUAGAAAUUACAGCACUUUUUGUACAUAGUACCCCCAUUUUAGGGGACCAAAAGUAUUGGGACAAAUUUAUUAAAGUAGUAAAAAGUGAAGUAUUUGGUCCCAUAUUCAUAGCACGCAAUGACUCUACAAAUUUGUUAGAUGCAUUUGCUGUUUGUUUUGGUCCCAAUACCCAAAACGGUUCACCCGAUAUGGAUUAAAAAAAUACCCUCAAAUUAAAGAUUCACUAUGCAGAAAUCGCUCCGCCAUUUCCUGGUUGCUAAAAUUCUAAUAGUUUGCCAAAUUGUAGUUUAUGUGACAGAACAAGCAAGUAUAGUGUAGAGAAUCAUUGUACCAUCUAAACCACUGUGAAAUACAGCAUAUUUUCCAUAACCAAAAAUAUUGUAUUUUCAGCUGUUUGAUGCUGGUGUACGAAACCAAAAGCUGCAAUAUGUAACCUUUUGGGCGACCGGACCAAAUUCACAUAGAAAUGUGACUUAUAAAUCUGUCAUUCUCAUUGAAAGCAAGUCUAAGAAGCGACUGAUCUGUUCUAUGUGGGCUAUUUCUGUGCUUUCGGUUUUGUACACCAGCUUCAAACAGCUUAAAAUACAAUAUUUUUGGUUAUGGAAAAUAUAUUUCACAGCAGUUUAGAUGGUACAAUGAUUCUCUACACUAUACUUGCUUGUUUUGUCACAUAAACUGAAAUUAGGAGAACUAUUCGAAUUUUAGCAACCACUAAAAAUGGCGGCACAAUUUCUGCAUAGCGCACAUAGAACAGAUCUACCGCUUCUUAGACUUGCUUUCAAGGAGAAUGACAGAUCUAUAACACACAUUUCUAUGUGAAUUUGGUCGGGUCGCCCAAAAAGUUACAUAUGGAAGCUUUAAAGCUGACAAUCUGCACUUUAACCUCAUAGACAUUGUAUCAUUUCAAAUCCAAAGUGCUGGAGUACAAAGCCAAAACAACAAAACAUUUGUCACUGUCCCUAUACUUUUGGAGCUCACUGAAUAACCUUUUGAUAGCAUUUGAUACAUGUGGUUAUAAUAUGCCUUUAUUAACAUUAUCUCUGGUACCUUCUGCAUGGUUCUACACAGUAUAAUACAAAUUAAUGUAUACAGAACAAUAAUAUCCAAUAAUAUCAUAUUUGUGGUAGUGCAAUGAGAUGUAUUGUCAGAAAAAUAAUGAGUUUCUUUUGGGUUUUGUUUAUUUACAUUUUAGUGGACCACUUCAGUACCUAUAGAAGUUGUAUCCGUAAAGCGUUUGACCAUCAACCCUGUUUGACCUCUACCUUUCCUGGCUGAACUAUCAUCUACUACGUAAACUCCAGAGCUCCAGAAAACAUGAAUUCACCUUAUGUGCCUGGAAAUAAAACAUUUUCUGUCCAUACCGUAUGCAAGACUUUUCUCCUAGUAAAUCUCUUUAUAACUCCUUCCCCUCUCUCGUCUCUUUUCUCUCCUUUCUUUUCCUCAGGAGUGUGAGUAUGAUUGACAUGCGCUGUGAGGAGGACGCCGUCUUGCCGCACCACAGCCAGGUGCGCCACGAGCUCAUGCACAACCAGUACAACAUGAUGAAGGAAGAAGAGGACCACUGGCAGGACGUAAGCACUCACACACACAUACACACACGCACACAUACUCAUACACUUUCAUACACACACUCACACCGAGUGGCGCAGCGGUCUAAGGCACUGCAUCUCAGUGCUUGAGGCGUCACUACAGACCCCCUGGUUCGAUUCCAGGCUGUAUCACAACUGGCCGUGAUUGGGAGUCCCAUAGGGCGGCGCACAAUUGGCCCAGCGUCAUCCGGGUUUGGCCGGUGUAUGCCGUCAUUGUAAAUAAGAAUUUGUUCUUAACUGACUUGCCUAGUUAAAUAAAGGUUAAAUAAGAAAAUAUAUACUUAUGCACUCAUAUAUUGACGUGUCUGUGUGUUAGGACCUAGCCCGGUGGAAGAGUCGCAGGAGAAGUGUCUCCCAGGACCUGAUCAAGAAGGAGGAGGAGAGGAAGAUGAUGGAGAAGCUGAUGACGGGCGAGGGAGGGGCCAUCUCUCAGAGGAGGAAGAGUAUCAAGACCUACCGAGAGAUCGUGGAGGAGAAGUAGGUCACUAGGUCGAACCCUGGUUUCCAUAUUGUUGGUUGCCUCAAUGUACAGUAUAGACCUAUACCUACUCUCAUGUUUCUUAUAUCCUGGCCUGUUGUUUUUUAUCGCAUCCUGGCUUCAACCAAUUUUGUAUUGCUUUUAACUGCAUCAGGGGAUCAGUAGCAAUGUACAGAAAUAUUUCAACAAUGAUGCUUUCGUCAGUGUGUAGCCAGUCACAUGGCCCCUGUCUCACCUUGUCCUCCCGUCUCUCCUUCCCUAGGGAGCGUCGUGAGAAUGAGCUCCGCGAGGCCUACCGGUCAGCCCGCACCCCCGAGGAGGCGGCGUUGGUCCUCCACCGCUACGCCCAGCGUUUCACCAUCAGUGAAGCAGUGCUGGAGCGCCUGCAACUGCCCAAACUGCUGGACAGGAGCGUCUCUGAAGAUCCGACCACUGCCACCAACACACAUCUCUCCCUCACCCCCACCUCCCGUUCUCCCAACCCCACCUCCCCGGAAGAAGAUCCAAAUGGUCCUCUGAAGUACCUGAGGCAGCAGUCGCUCCCGGCACCCAAGUUUACCGCUACCGUCGAGGCCCAAGUGGCGGGGUUCCCCCAGGGUCAGUCUCAUCGCCCCCAGAUUCGGUCACGCACGCCUGAACCAAACCCCUCUAUCCAGGCUGUCUCGCCUAAGUCUGUGCCUUUGCUGACGCCCAAGCCUUACAUCCAACCCAAGGACACGCAGAUGCUGGCAGGACCCAAGCCAGGCAAGGUGAGGCACAAAAUGCAAGCUAAUGGAGCAUCAGCAAGGGUUUUAUCAGUGUUAUAUUGUGUGAGCCAGGGUUCAAAUUACCAGGGUGUCGUCGGGUUGUUUUGCACUCCCAUAACAAAUCAGGGCAGCUUCCAGAAGUGUUAAGAUACUAACAGAUGCUAAGAUACUAGCGUCCCCUAAAGUAGUUGGAAUGUUUUGUUCAGCCUAGUAUUCCCAGGGCACACCGAAAUGUAUUAUGUAAAUAGAACCCUGGUCUUGGCAUUUACAUUAGAAUAGCAGACAGAAACCAUGGAGAUUGGGUGUCAUGUUUUCAGACAGAAAGAUAGAAAUCCCAUUUCCUUUUUCUGCGAAGUCGGUUGUGAGGUCUCGAUUUAGCACAACAGGGUGUUCAUUUUCAUCCAUACAGUGAUUCGCCAAAUGGGCCUAUUCCAAAGGAAGAUAACAUGCUUUUCGGUUAUUACGGGAACAAACCAGGAGCCAAUUCUUUCCACUUUAGUGGCUGGAAUGUCUUAUUUGGAGCAGAGUGGAGCCUCCGCCUGAAUGGGGGGCUCUGUUCCGUAUUGACUUAAAAAGUUGACGAGUAGGCCCUCUCAAUGUGAAGUGGGUCUCCAGGCAGACAAAGAGGGCCACACAGACUGAGGGGGGAUUAUGGGUAGUGAGUACCCCUCCAUUCAACAACCCCCCUGUGCGUCUGGAGUUAGCACUCGGUGCUGCUCACACAUACAUUACAGCCUUUCAUUCAGUCCCAGUGUUUUAUCAGGAGCUAGCUGAAUAGCUAAUAGGCCAGCGUUAACAUGAAUGAGUUAUGGCUUUAUUUACAACAUGGGGCAACUUCCGGUCUGGAGGGUCAGGAAUAGAACUGUCUGGUCAUAUUGCGGUCAUUGCUGUGGAAUGUGGGAUUUGGGAUUUCACUCCAGUUGACUGUUCUUGCAUUGCUGUCUGAUGGAUAUUUUUGGUGAGGAUGCAGUCACUGUGUCUCUAAAAUGGGAUUUUAAUGUUUGAUUUUUAGAUUGAAAUGCAUCUUUGUAGCGUGUGCAUAUGUUCAUGUGUGCCCACAUAUGUGUGCACGUGCUGUAUGUAUGUGCAUGCAUGUCUGUGUUCUUUAAGCCUGAAGUCUAUAACCUGUGUACUCAGGUAGACGGUUUGCUGCAAGUGAACGGCGACAUGGGAAACGAUGAGGUCACCACUCCAGAGAGCAACGGAAGGACCUCCUCUGAACAGUUCUACCCCUCCACUGCCACGCCUACAGCCUCCUCUGACCCUUCUGACACACACCCAUGUGUGACCACUCCCCCACCCACACAUAGCCCCUCCCCCAGGGCGAGCCAAUUAACAGCCAUGACAACUGUGGCACAGGGUGGCACAAGCACAAGCACAGGCACCGCAGUGACACCUUCUUCAGUGCCAGGAGAAGGUGAUGCCCAGGAGAAGGGUAAUGCACAGGAGUCCAUCCCGCCUAGCCGGCCCACCUCACUGCCCACGGUGAGGCUCCAGUACAUGCUGCUUUGUUUCUCUGAAAAAAUAUAUAAGUUAUCAAAAGGAUGCUCAUUGGAUCCAAGGGUCUGAAUAGACCACGUACCGCUAGCAGCAUGUUAGCCAUAGACUGUUAGUGCUAGUUGUGCAUAGCAAAGAAAGACGCAUAUAUGUAAGGAAUUGGCAACACAUUCUCAUUUUGAGAAAUAAGCAUCUUCUUUGCCGGGUAGAUGAUUUCAACAUCUAAACAAAGUGAACAGGCAUGUUGUUCAAACAGUUGGAGUCGGACAGGAAGGUGUAUUCAUAACAACAUAAGUCUUGAAAACUGUUAAGUGAAAACCUACAUAUAAACCAGAACUAUGUGUUGUUCUUAGUCUACAUGCAGUCAUAGAUAGGAUAAAGCAACAUUGUGUCAGAUAGGUCAUGACUUCAACAAAAGGAACGUGGAGGACGCAUAAUCAGAGUAUUUCUUCCUCUGUGUGUCCCUGCAGGAGCUGCAGAGCACAGAGAGCAUUAUGGAGGCGGGAGGCAGGUCUGCUGCAGGCCCACUGAAGGAGGGAGAGCCCAGCACAGCAGCAGCUGCAGAACAGCCCUCUCCAGCUACAGGUCUGUUCAUAUGCGUUACAUCGAAUACCAGUCUAACUGCUGCUACCCUGACACCUAGUGGUGACCAUUUAUAUUGUUUUUAUAACCCAUCAAAUCCUGUUGCUAUUCAAGAUGCAUGCUAGUCAUUUAUUAAUCAUUGUCUGACUUGCAAAUUAACAUUUUAAGCUAUUAAACAACUUAUUCAACUUGGUCUUCCUAUGGUUAAAGUCACAUUAGGACCCACGGUCUGGACCUAUACUCUGAUGGAGAACCUUGCUCUGAUGCACCUAAACAUGUGUCUCUGUCAUGUUUAAAGGCUCACAACAAGCUACCAAGGAACAAACAGUAGUGUGUACGAAUGCCACAGCGACCAGACAGAAUGCCACAGUCCCCUGUCCUGUUCAAUCAGAGCACGCCACACAGCAAGCUCAGCCAGUGACUGCACAGGUGAGAUCACCUACCAACCAAUCAAUGGCCCCAAUGCUCCAAAUAGCCAAUCAUUUGUGCCCCGCUUUACCUCAAACACAGUCUUAGACAUAAAGAAGCCUGGAAGAACAUGUUGGGGUUCUAAAAAUUGCCACACAUGGUAACCUUUCUAGUUCAAAGAGAUUCCUAGAGGAACCCCUCUGAAAAGGGUAUUCGAGGAACCAUCUGUAAAGGUUCAAACCUGAACCGUUUUGUGAUGGGAGGGGUUCAAUAGAGUACCACAGUAUGAGUCAUAAUACCCAUAAAACCUAGCAGUCAAAUAGGGAAAUGGUUCCAAUCGUUUUUCCACCAUUCAUUUUUUCCAUAGGGGAUUUUAGAAACACUUAAAAUAAGGGCUGUGUUUCAUGUAGGCUUAUCCUGGCAUGACGUUUUCUCUAGGACAAGGUGACUUUUAUUAAUAUAUUUGCCUGUAUUUGAAAGCCACGCCCCUAUUAAGCCAUGCCUCCAGUCCAGGGUUCCUCCAGGAACCCUUUGCUACAUAGAAUUAGUGGUGACUCAAAGAACCGUGGAGAUCUUCAAGGAACCCCUGGAGUUCCUCAAAGAACCAUUACUAGUCAAUGGUUAAUAUUUGCACCUUUGGUUAGUUGAUGGGUUCUUGGAGGAACCUUUAAUGUUUCAAAGAGUGCAGAAGCCUUGCCCAGGAGGGUGCAGCGCCAUAUAACUUUCAGAUAGAAAUGCAUUAUGUACAACAGGCAUGAUUCUAUACUGUGUAGAAUAGGGUAUCACGUAAGCUCUAUAAAUAAAAUGUAUAUCUGCUACGUUCUAACUGAAUAUUUUGAAUAUUCCCCAUGUCAUGUUUUGAUCAUUGUGUUUAUGACUUUUCUGGUUCUGAUCUUAGGUCAGUGAGCCCAGCCUUGAGUUGUCUCAGAGAGCAGAGGAAGUUGCUGCCUUGGCUGAUCCAGGACCUGUCAGAAACAAACCACCAUGUGAAGCACCCACAACAGGUAAUCAAAAUCUGUUUUCAGAAGAGAAUGAACCUUAAACUACCUUUUCCCAAUAGUCUUUAUUGUACGCAGCCCUUUCACCUCUGCUAUCACACGCCCCAACUCUUUUUUCCUUUGGUUCUCCAACUGGCACUCUGUAUUUUUGCUUUUGAUCGCUCUAUCUAUCCCCUCUUUUUCUCCUCACCCCCUUGCCCUGCCUCCUUCCUUCCCCCUCCUUCUCGCUUGUGCUGUAGAGCUGGCUAACAGUGCCAGUUAUCCGCCAGAAACCGGCAACCCUAGGUUAGGCCUACGCUGGGAGUUCUUCGCCCCACCAGGUAAACUGCUCACUGAAUGGUUGGGCUUGCCUGUAACCGCCGUUGGCGUUCACAUACUCAUACACUGUGAAGGGUGUCCCCAGUGCUUCCCCAGGGGCUGGGUGACAGCAUUGGAAACCCGUUGCCUCACUCUACUGUUUUUUAUUUUUUCAUUUAUUAUUGGUGUCCUGUGGAUCCCAUUAUAUUUUACAUGAAGUUGGUCUUAUUAUGCUGUAAUUACUACAUGAAUAAUGUUAAUACAACGUUGUUACAAUCGUAACUGCCGUGCAACUACAGGUAUAAGAGCAACUUCGUGUAAAGUGUUACAGCAUCGUUGAAUGUUGAUUUUGGUUCACUUUUGCACAGACCAUCUCCGAAAAGGAAACUGGAAUUGUUAGCCACUCAGUAGUGAAAAAUACCACACAGCUCGUAGCUUUUCAGCAACUCAAUCUUUAACUUUAUACCUUAUCACCUUGAUUUGUUCCCUGCCACCUUUCGCUUUAUUCCCUAAUUCCCCCCCAUGACAUUCAUUAUGUAAAUAGCUUUUUCCAUGUGUUCACACAAAGACAGCGUAGUUACCAAAUGAGAUGACAAAAAAUGUCAUGUCCACUCAGCAUCAGUUCCUGUGUUUGACAGAUGUUUGUUUUCUAACCGUCUACCUUUUUCACUCUAUUUCUAUUUCAUAGAGGGGGAAGAGCCGGAGCGUGGUAAAGUGGUGGUAAGUAGAUUGUAAUGGUGCUUUCCUGGUAGAGUUCUAAAUGGUUUUUUAUUGUUUCUCAUCUGGUUGAGACAUUAGGCCACACAAUAACAAAACGUUUUAAAACGUGAAACAAAGACAAGUGUUUCUUAUUGGGCAAGUUCAGUUAGUGGCUCCUCGUGUUCUUCUGUUUUGUGCCUACUGAGCACAAUCCUUUCGUUGUUUUUCUAAUAUAUGUAGGACCUCCCUAAGACCCAAUGAUUGAUUGGUCAUUCUUCAUUGGCUCAACCUAUUAGAUGAGGAAGAUGUACAAAGCGCCCAGCAUUGCGUUUCUCCUUUUCCCUUCUUCCCCUCAUCUCUCUUUUCUCUCUCCUUAGUAGGACUCCUUUGGCUAGCAUGGAAAUGGUGCUGUGGUAGAUCAACUGUCUGUCUCCUCUCUUCCCUGUUUGUGGAUGUGUGUGUGUACUUCGGUUUAUGGGUUUGUGGGUUGGUUUGUGUAUGUAUGCCUGCUGGGUGUGCCACAAAUGUUGUGGUGGUGUGUGGGGUAGUGGUGUGUUUACGGGUGUUGUGGUAGGUGUGUUAUGUGGGUGUGUGUGUGUGUGUGUUGUGUGUGUGUGUGUGUGGUGUGUGUGUGUGGUGUGUGUGUGUGUGUGGUUGUGGUGUGUGUGUGGUGUGUGUGUGUGUGUGUGACGUGUGUGUGUACGUGUGUGUGUACUGUGUGUGUGUGUGUGUGUGUGGUGUGUGUGUGUGUGUGCGUGUGUGUGUGUGUGUGCGUGUGUGUACGUGUGUGUGUGUGUGUGUGUGUGAGCCCCGGAUGGGCCCUAUCAGGUCACUCAGGUGUCAUCCCCGGUAGUGAUCCAGGUUAAGCGGGGUGACCGCUGGUCUUGGGACCCAGAUGAGGAGCGAAAGCGUCAGGAAAGGUGGCAGCAAGAGCAGGAGCGCAUGCUUCAGGUAGCCUGAGUUAUGCUACUAAAGACACAAAAGCAAAGCCUGACUUAGCAUGCUAAAGCUAGGCAUGAGUUAAAAUGCUGCUAUAAUUAUGGUAACAAAAGCUAGCCGAGUGGCAAAAGCUUGGCCUGAAUAAGCCUAUUGUUUACUGAAUCUAUGGUCUGCAGCCCCAGUUACAUUUACCCAAAGUGGGGGCUUUCUAUUAGCAUGCAGCCACAUUGAAAUUAACCACAAUAUUGCUUAGGCAUCUGCCUGCUCUGAGUCUGAAGUCGAACCCCAAUCUGCUACUCACGGUUGCAGCAUUGCACAAUAAAAAGCUUUGUGCUAUGGCAUGUCCUGCGUCUCACAUUCACUCGCCAGAACCCCAAAUCUGACGCCAGUCAACCUCGCACUCCUCCUCUACCUACCCAUCAUAGGGUGUGUCUCAAUUCUCCAAAGUAGCCUUCCUUUAUCCUUACAUCCUCACUAUAUUCUCAGAUCUGUACAGAAGAAUGGGAUGAGAUGAGGAAAGAAAGCCAUUUUAGACUAUUGACAUCCACCCACUGGGUUUGCUUGGCUGGUUCAUGAACCCUUGUCACCCUUGUCACCUUUGACCCCUAAACCCCCUUGUCAUUGCAUGGUGUGUCUGUUGCUUUGGUGGUUUUUGAUGGUUUGUCUUUUCUCUUAUCUUUACACUUUUCAUCAUGCAUGCUAUGUUUGUGUAUGCCCACUUUUCCUGUCACAUGAUUUUCCCAUGUUUCUCAUUGGCGCUUCCUACAGACCUGAACUAACACAAGUUAUUAAUUGAGAUGAAAUCCAAUGUGAAUGGAUAGUUCACCUCAAAAUCAAAGUUGAUCCAAUGUUUUCAUAUUUCAAAAUGAGUCUGAAGUUGAAUCUUCUAUGUUUCACACCAUCUGUUGCAGAGCUCUUUCAGUCCCACUUUAAACGAAGUGCAACCUAUAAAGGCUUUAUAUUACACUGAACAAAAAUAUUUGACUUAGUUACAGUUCAUAUAAGGAAAUCAGUCAACUGAAAUAAAUUAAUUUGGCCCUAAUCUAUGGAUUUCGCAUGACAGAUAUGCAUCUGUUGGUCACAGAUACCUUAGAAAAAAGGUAGGAGCGUGGAUCAGAAAGCCAGUCAGUAUUUGGUGUGACCACCAUUUACCUCAUGCAGCGCGACACAUCUCCUUCGCAUAGAGUUGAUCAGGCUGUUGAUUGUGGUCUGUGGAAUGUUGUCCCUCUCCUCUUCAAUGGCUGUGCGAAGUUGCUGGAUAUUGGUGGGAACUGGAACGCACUGUUGUACACGUAGAUCCGGAGCAUCCCAAACAUGCUCAAUGGGUGACAAGUCUGGUGAGUAUGCAGGCCAUAGAAGAACUGGGAAAUGUUCAGCUUACAAGAAUUGUGUACAUAUCUUUGCGAAACAUGAAGUGAUGGCGUCGGAUGAAUGGCAUGAUAAUGGAUCUCAGGAUCUAGACACGGUAUCUCUGUGCAUUGAAAUCGCCAUCGAUAAAAUGCAAUUGUGUUCGUUGUCUGUAGCUUAUGCCUGCCCAUACCAUAACCCCACCACCACCAUGGGCACUCUGUUCACAACGUUCAGCAAACCGCUCCCCCACACAAAGCCAUACAUGUUGUCUGCCAUCUGCCCGGUUCAGUUGAAACUGGGAUUCAUUUGUGAAGAGCACACUUCUCCAGCGUGCCAGUUGCCAUUGAAAGUGAGCAUUUGCCCACUGAAAUCAGUUACGAUGCCGAACUGCAAUCCGGUCAAGACCCUGGUGAGGACGACGAGCACGCAGAUGAACAUCCCUGAGACGAUUUCUGACAGUUUGUGCAGAAAUUAUUCGGUUGUGCAAACCCACAGUUUCAUCAGCUGUCCGAGUGGGUGGUCUAAGACGAUCCCACAGGUGAAGGAGCCGGAUGUGGAAGUCCCUGGCUAGCUUGGUUCAUGUGGUCUACGGUUGUGAGGCCGGUUGGACGUACUGCCAAAUUCUCUAAAACGACGUUGGAGGCGGCUUAUGGUAGAGAAAGGAACAUUACAUUAUCUGGCAACAGCUCUGGUGGACAUUCCUGCAGUCAGCAUGCCAAUUGCACGCUCCCUCAAAACUUUACAUUUUAUUGUCCCCAUCACAAGUUGCCCCUGUGUAAUGAUCAUGCUGUUUAAUCUGCUUCUUGAUACACUACACCUGUCAGGUGGAUGGAUUAUCUUGGCAAAUGAGAAAUGCUCACUAAAGGGAUGUAGACAAAUUUGUGCACAGAAUUGGAGAGAAAUAAGCUUUUUGUGUGUAUAGAACAUUUCUGGGAUCUUUUAUUUCAGCUCAUGAAACAUGGGACUAACACUUUACAUGUUGCGUUUAUAUUUUUGUUCAGUAUACAUAAAGCCUUCAUAAGCACUACAUAAAUGUUUCACAAAUCAUCUAUAAGCAUAUGUCAUAAUCUACAAAUGGUGUAUUAAGGGUGACAUAACAAUUCCCACUGUAGGGUCAAUGUCCGUGCCCCCGUGGAAUUCUAAUUAGCAUAAUAAAGAAAUCCCCAUAAAAAUCUGUCUGUUUAAGCUAGAGAUAUAUGUUUCAUAGGCUGCGUCUCAAUCCACCGCAUCAACCGAUGUCAGCGUUCCGCAUCUGUGGUGGAAGGUGGCAGAGCAACAGCGCUAUUUGUCAGACCAGGAGACAUCCAGAUAAAACGGUCUUCUCACAACUAUAGUGUCUGAAUGGUUUGGGCUACACACUAAUAUUGAAAGUCUCUCACGAACAUGAGGGUGUUGUCCGUUUUGCUCUAUGACCCCCACAAACGGCACAGGACUCAUCUGAAGUCAGUACUGCAAAUGUGCCAACUUCUGUCUGUAGCGUCAGAACUGUUUGGGCUACAACCCCCACAAGUGUCAUGGGACUCAUCUGAAGGUAACCUGGUAUGGGCAGAAAAAUGUAUGGAAGUGAAUGGGGCAUUUCCACGUGAAAGGUAUACGGGUAAUUCCAUGGUAAAAACUUUUUUUUUCUUCUGAGCUUUCUUAUAUCUCUCAAAUAUAGGACAGACACUUCAAAACAUACAGUGAGGGAAAAAGUAUUUUGAUCCCCUGCUGAUUUUGUACGUUUGCCCAUUGACAAAAGAAUGAUCAGUCUAUAAUUUAAAUGGUAGGUUAUUUGAACAGUGAGAGACAGAAUACACAAAAAAAUCAGAAAAAUGCAUAUCAUGAAAUGUUAUACAUUGAUUUUGCAUUUUAAACGAGGGAAAUAAAGUAUUUGACCCCUCUGCAAAAUAUGACGUAGUACUUGGUGGCAAAACCCUUGUUGGCAAUCACAGAGGUCAGACGUUUCUUGUAGUUGGCCACCAGGUUUGCACACAUCUAAGGAGGGAUUUUGUCCCACUUCUCUUUGCAGAUCUUCUCCAAGUCAAUAAGGUUUCGAAGCUGACGUUUGGCAACUCGAACCUUCAGCUCCCUCCACAGAUGUUCUAUGGGAUUAAGGUUUGGAGACUGGCUAGGCCACUCCAGGACCUUAAUGUGCUUCUUCUUGAGCCACUCCUUUGUUGCCUUGGCCGUGUGUUUUGGGUCAUUGUCAUGCUGGAAUACCCACCCACGACCCAUUUUCAAUGCCCUGGCUGAGGGAAGGAGGUUCUCACCCAAGAUUUGACGGUACAUGGCCCCGUCCAUCGUCCCUUUAAUGCAGUGAAGUUGUCCUGUCCCCUUAGCAGAAAAACCCCCCCAAAGCAUAAUGUUUCCACCUCCAUGUUUGACGGUGGUGAUGGUGUUCUUUGGGUCAUAGGCAACAUUCCUCCUCCUUCAAACACGGCGAGUUGAGUUGAUGCCAAAGAGCUCGAUUUUGGUCUCAUCUGACCACAACACUUUCACCCAGUUCUCCUCUGAAUCAUUCAGAUGUUCAUUGGCAAACUUCAGACGGGCCUGUAUAUGUGCUUUCUUGAGCAGGGGGACCUUGCGGGCACUGCAGGAUUUCAGUCCUUCACGGCGUAGUGUUACCAAUUGUUUUCUUGGUCACUAUGAUCCCAGCUGCCUUGAGAUCAUUGACAAGAUCCUCCCGUGUAGUUAUGGGCUGAUUCCUCACCGUUCUCAUGAUCACUGCUUGGAGCCCCAGGCUGAGGGAGAUUGACUGUUCUUUUGUGUUUCUUCCAUUUGCAAAUAAUCGCACCAACUGUUGUCACCUUCUCACCAUGCUGCUUGGCGAUGGUCUUGUAGCCCAUUCCAGCCUUGUGUAGGUCUACAAUCUUGUCCCUGACAUCCUUGGAGAGCUCUUUGGUCUUGGCCAUGGUGGAGAGUUUGGAAUCUGAUUGAUUGAUUACUUCUGUGGACAGGUGUCUUUUAUACAGGUAACAAGCUGAGAUUAGGAGCACUCCCUUUAAGAGUGUGCUCCUAAUCUCAGCUCGUUACCUGUAUAAAGACACCUGGGAGCCAGAAAUCUUUCUGAUUGAGAGGGGGUCAAAUACUUAUUUCCCUCAUUAAAAUGCAAAUCUAUUUAUAUCAUUUUUGACAUGUGUUUUCCUGGAUUUUGUUGUUGUUAUUCUGUCUCUCACUGUUCAAAUAAACCUACCAUUAAAAUUAUAGACUGAUCAUGUCUUUGUCAGUGGGCAAACAUACAAAAUCAGCAGGGGAUCAAAUACUUUUUUCCCUCACUGUACUUCCUUUGAUGUAUUUUUGGACUAUCUAUUUUUCCAUGUAUGAAUCUGUUAUUCAUUGUGUUUUUAUGGGCUAAUAGCAGUAAGGCUAAAUUCAAUGUUUCAUCAAAUACAUAUUUUUAAAUAUUAUUUUAUACCUAUAGGGGUCCUAUUAUUCAAAAUAAAAUAGCUAAAUGAUCCUUGGUAUGACCAUCUUAUUUGUGAAGCAUUUAUGUAGUGCUUAUGAAGCCUUUAUGUAUGCUCUAUACUUUGUACUUUGUUUAAAUUGGGACUGUUAUUUCUAUAUAACAUGCAAAAAGAGAACUGGUAAUGCAAAGAUUGGCAACUUAUUAGAUAAUAGAAAUCAAGGAAGCAAUUUGAAGCCCAGUCAUACUUAACUUACUACAUGCUACAUGAGGGCCAUAGGGAGAGUGAUAUGUAGUGAUGGGAAAUCAAGGCUUUCUGAAGCCUUUGGGGCUUUCACCAAAUUGUGCAGAAAAACGGUUCAUUACUCAGAGCUUUUAACACUAUGCACAUUAGUGACAUCUGCUGGUCAGCAAUGAAAAGCAGAAUUUGAUGUUCAUAGAGGUUUUCCCACAAUAUUCAUAACAUCUCCGUAGCAUGGCUGCUAGUGGAGGGUCUUAGUAACCUACUAGCAGUUGCUGCAACUGGACUCAAGGGUAGACGUAACAUAGUAAAUGUAAAUCCGAGACACUCCAUUUAGUAUGAAAUGUUACGUUUCGUAUGGUAUGUAUUCAUUUGUGGAGGUCCAUCAUCCAUUUCGUAUGAUAUGUUACGAAUUACAAUUCGUAUGACAUGUUACGAAUUGCAAUUCGUAUGAUAUGUUACGAAUUGCAAUUAGUACAAUAUCUUACGAAUAGCAAUUAAUAUAAUAUGGUACCAAUUUGUAAAAUGUAUGAUAUGUUACGAAUUCCAAUUUGUUGUGGCUAACAUUAGCUAGGUGGUUAAUCUUAACAUUUGCUAGGCUAGGGAUUAGAGGUUAAGGUUAGGGUUAGGGUUAGGUUAAAGGGUUAAGGUUAGGGUUAGGGUUAGGGAAAGGGUUAGCUAACAAGCUAAGUAGUUGCAAAGUUGCUAAUUAGCUAAAAUUGUCUGUGAUGAGAUUCAAACAUGCAACCUUUGGGGUUGCUAGACAUUCGCAUUAUAUGUUCGACCAACCACUUUACUUUUGUUUGUCUCACAUCUCUUCUUCUCAUUGUUAAUGAAUGUAUGCCAUCUCUCGUUGCCACGAUAACAGGAGAAGUACCAGCGCGAGCAGGAGAAGCUGAAACAGGAGUGGGAGAGAGCGCAAAGAGAGGUGGAAGAGGAGGAGAGGAGGUACCAUGAGGAGGUGUGUGUGUGUGUGUUUGUGUGUGUGUGUGUGCUUGACGAAGGUGGCAGGGUGGAGAGUAUGUGUAUUUGCAGUGUUGGGGAGUAGUGAACUACAUGUAGUUCAACUUGUAAUUCAACUACAAUUUGCAGUAGCUUGAUGGUAGUUUCAUUAAAUUCUAGGUAGUGUUUUCUGUAGUUAAUUACUUUUUUGCCAUGUAGCGGUGUAGCUAACUACUGGAACUACACUACUUUUCUUUGAGAAGAGAAGAAAAUAUGGGGGAAAUAGGCAAUCAUUUAUUUUCUUUUUUGGCAUCAUACCUGCCUAAAUCUCACUUGAAACAUAGUUUUUGUGUUUAAUAGGCUAAAUUGCACAUUCUGUUAACAUAUGACCCCAAAGUGAUCUAUUCUUGCAAUUUUGUAGUCUAUGACAUUUCAGAUUGAUAUAAGAUAAUGUUUCACUAAGUAUUUUGGAUGUAGUGAGCUACUUUAGUUAAGUAAACUAUAUUUUUCAUAAGGAUAGCUUUAGUGUAGCUUAACUUCUUCCAGUGUGAAGUAGUUGGUAGCUUGGUAAGCUAUGUUUUCAGAGUACCUUCCCCAACACUGUGUGUGUGUGUGUGUGUGUGUGUGUGUGUGUGUGUGUGUGUGUGUGUGUGUGUGUGUGUGUGUGUGUGUGUGUGUGUGUGUGUGUGUGUGAUGUGUGUGUGUGUGUGUGUGUGAUGUAUGUGACUGCUGACUGAAAACAUUUCCAUACAAUGACUCUUUCCUACAUUCUGCCCUCCCUCUCUCCCUAACUUGCUCCCUUCCCUCCUUCCCCUCCCCCCUUACCCCUCCCUCCACCUUCUCUCGUCCUUUCCUCCCUCCCUCCUUUCCUCCCUCCACAGGAGCGUAGGAUACUAGAAGAGACUGUGGCCCCCCUGACCCCCCUCUCCUCCACCUUCCCCUCACCCAUCCGGGGGGACGGCCCCACACCCAUGGACCCCCAGGACACCAUCGUCCGGUCGCUGGCCGACUGGGAACGCAAGCAGGAGCUGCUGGAGAGGCAGGGGGUGAGAGGAGAUGUUAUAUUGGGUUACCUUUUGAAUCAAUCUAACAUUUUGAAUUAGCCAUUUUAUUCAACAGUAAAUAUAUGCAAAGAGGCAAUGUGUUUUUUGUUUCAUUGGAUUUUAAGGUAUCACAACUUGACACAGUUCAAAGGCAUUAUACUCAGUGUAUGAGUAGGGACGUGGACUUCACUAAUCCAGUGAAAUUGUGAACUAACCAUUUGAAUUUAUUGAACAGCUUAUAUGUCCCAUAAGGCAGUAUGUUUUGUGUUUUAGUGGAUUUUAGCGUGAUUGUAACCUACCCUUUGAAACUGCCUUCAUCUCUCUUCAUCCACCAGGGGAGCACAGAGAGUGUGGAAUGGAAAGGACAAGAUAUCGACAGGAGUAGUGACAUCAGCACAGCGUCCAGAGAUGAGAGCCUGAAAACAGCAGUCAGGUCAGUCUGAGAGUGUGCGUGUGUGUGUGUGUGUGUGUGUGUGUGUGUGUGUGUGUGUGUGUGUGUGUGUGUGUGUGUGUGUGUGUGUGUGUGUGUGUGUGUGUGUGUGUGUGUGUGUGUGUGUGUGUGUGUGUGUGUGCCGUUGAACCCUACAAUGGGCAUGAAAAUAAUGACUUUCUAUUUAAUGUCAUUGCUCAUUAAUGACAAAUGUUUCUUUUUUAUACCCAAACUGAAACUAAUCAUUAAUUUAAUCAAACAAUCAAUCGUCCACAGCUCGAUCAGCCAGAACAGCAGUCAGGCAGACAAGCUGACUCAGAGUCUGAAGAAUGGUCAAAGAGCACCACCCGCCAUGGCCCUGCCCCAGCCCCCCAACAAGAAACAACAUCCAGAGGUCUUACUAGACUGCACCAAACCCAGCCAGCAGACGCCCUCUCGGGACAGGAGGUAUGUGCGGGUGCGGAGGGAUGUGGGGUAGGGGUAGGGUGCGUGCAUGAGUGUGAGUUUGUUCUGUCAUUCACAGGCUAAUAUGCACUGUAUCAUGCAGAGAGGUUUCUCUUUUUGUUUUUAAGUUAGGUUAUUGACUCGGAGGGCCCUCCGUUGUCACGUGUUGCUGACGAAACCCAGAGGUUGACUUCCAGAGAGUUGCGAGGGGAUCAAUAAACCCCUCAACUUAAGGACACACUCCUGACUUGAAUGAUGCAAUUCAUGUUCCACUUUUAAAUAUGAACAUGAAAAUCAAAUGAACAAAUCCAGCCUAUCGUUUUACAAGACAUAAACAUCAGUAACAGUUAAACAUUUAAUUUGGGAGGUAUUUCAUCUGUUACAUGUGUCAAGUCUGGAAAUCAGACAUAAACAAAUUCACGUGGCAAUGUAAUUAGGCACCACUCUCCCUUAUUUUGAUCUAAAUUGCACAUAUUCCAAACAUAUCACGGUGUGUGUCGGGAUAACACUUGGCUCUGAAGUAUACAGCCUUGCUGGCUUGGCUGAAGUGGCUAUCAGAGGGUCUAAUUAGCCCCUACACCCUCGAUCAGUUUUACUCCCUCAGCUUUGGGGCACUUGUGCAUAUGGCCGAGGCACACAGGAACGCGCAAAUGGAGGGCCGCGGGGAAGGGAGUGAUUUGGGAAUCAGCCCAGGCUUUAUAGUGAAAUGACAACAGAGAUGUUAUAUUUAGGAAUUCACAAAAAGGUAUCUUAUUUAUAAUUGUCCAACCAAUAAAAAAGGUAAUUUUUUGUGGUUCAAAAAAAUAAGAACACAUAUUGGUAAACCUACUGCCUAUAGUGUGAAUUUGUAAAAUGCAGCUGUAUUGCACAAUGUAUGGUCAACAGAAUUGGCAACAACAUUUGUAUUUUCACCUAUAGCAGUGUUUCCCAACAGCACACAUUUUUGCUGUAGCCCCGGACAAACUCACCCGAUUCAACUCAUUGAGGGCUUGAUGAUUAGUUGACAAGUUGAAUCAGGUGUGCUUGUUCGGGGCUACAACAAAAAUAUGUGCGGUGUGGGGUACUCGAGGACUGGAGUUGAGAAACACUGACCUAUAGAACCUCAAUAUUGUUUGCUUAGCUCUCAUAGUUUUGAUUGGUCCAAUUCAUACUAAAGGAUCCAAUCAUGUCCAUGUUGCUAGACAGGCCGUCAUGUUGCAUGUUGCUCUUCAUCUCCAGGUGUGGCUCUAUUGAGACCAUAGGGCCCAGUCCAUCAAAGUCACCCACCACAUGCCCAUCCGACAUGCCUCCAUCUCCAAACAGGUAUUUUGCCACAUGUACACAUAUUGUACACCAGAGGACGCCAAACUCAGCUCCUUGAGGCCUCUUACUGCUGCUUCUGUUAUCUGUUAUAUUGAGAAGGAUAUUGAACUUGCCUCAAGUGCAAGGUUUGAUCUGUGUUUUUCUGUGAAAAGUAGGGCAAUCAUGUCAGUUCUAUAGAAGACAUUACUGGUAUCUCUAACUGGUAUAACUGAGUCACAAAUACUGUAGUAAUGUGUAGAUUCAUAUGCUUUACUACAGUAUAUGCGAGUCAGGAGGAAUCUACAAGCCUCAAUCCCUAAAUGUUCCAUUCACUAUCACUGGACCAUAUAUCCACUGAACCAUACUUAUUUUGGCACUGCGGUCAUUCAGUUUGUGCUGCUCAGUUGUCAAUCUGUGGUAACCUGGACCAUGUUCUCCCCUGCAGGUCGGUGAGCGGUAAGAAGCUGUGCUCCAGUUGCGGUCACCCUCUGGGCAAAGGGGCGGCCAUGAUCAUUGAGACCCUCAGCCUUUACUUCCACAUCCAGUGCUUUAAGGUCAGUAUCACGCAGGCAGGCUGUGUUAGGUCAGCAUCAUAUCAUCAAAGCAACACAUCCAUCCAUAGGUAGUAGCCACAGGACCAUGACUAAUGCAAUUGAUGAUGAAUUUCAAUCCAACCCGUAAACCAACCCCCCCAGAUUCUCCUUGUUGAUCUUUAAGGAUUGUAUAGGUGCAAGUAAUAUGGCAAAUGUCCCGCCCAACCAAUCAGAAGGCAAGGUGAAGGAAUUACCAUAUUGCUUAAACCUUUCCAUCCUCUCUGAUCAACACUUUAACCAAUGCCGCCAGCCUUGUCCAAUCAGUGAUUACUACAAGCAAGGAAGGAAAGAAUGAUGCAUUUUCAAAGUAUUCAAACAAAGCCUAUGUCUUGCUUUGCUUCCACCUUCCUCUCUCUCUUUCUUCCUCUUCCCCCUCUCUGCAGUGUGGGGUCUGUAAGGGACAGCUGGGUGACACCACCACGGGGACAGACGUGAGGAUUCGGAACGGCCUCCUCAACUGCCACCAGUGCUACAUCCGCUCCCGCUGUGAGUCACACACACACUCACAUCCCCGCUUGCACACACACACACACACACACACACACACACACACACACAUGUAUACAUACUUGCAUACAUCCUCUCUCUCUCUCUUUCUCACAUACACACCUUUGUCUUCCUCGCUUUCACAUGAUAAAUAGCUACAUCACACUCUAAUGAAUUCAUUGCCCUUUUCACAGUAUUAAUUUUGCUGAUGUAAGAGUAUCAUGUACCCAAUUGCCUCAGAGAAAUACAUGUCUUUUUCCUUAAUCCCAUUGAAUUACGAUGAUCCUCUAUUAGAGAAUUUACGGUUGUCCUUAUUGUUGCUCUGUUUCUUUUCAGCAGCCUGCCAGCCAACCACAUUGUGACGACGUUGGGAAAGCACAAGGAUUACGGAGAAACUGUCUCCCCUCUUCCUUUUUCUCCAGAUAAUCGACAUAUGUGUGGAAUGUGUCUUGUCUGUCAAGGCCUAUGUUGGGAUCUUUGCAAUGUCUGCAAUUCACAUCCCAUCGACUUUAUUGAAAUGGGCCAAAAAAUGUCUGACCUUGGAAAAUUGUGUGUUCAUUGAAUAUUAGUGACUGAUCAUAGUCGCCCUUUGGAUUCUAUUGGCCCUGUAUGAUUACAGCUCAGAGGUUCUCACUUCCUCAUUUCUAUAUGCACCCACAAGCCCUUGAGAGGAUGGUGGCCAUUUUGAAUCUGAGCUCUGAUACUGUAAAUAUGGUGUAGACAGUAUGACAGCCUCCAUCACUUCAAAACUGUAUAGGAAACUCCUGAAAAUACCAAUGCAAUGAAAUCCAAUCAAUGAGUUUGGCACUUAGACUCAAUAUUUCUUAAUAAGAAAACCCUUUAUUUUAAUUGAAUUAUUCUCUGGUAUGGAGGUUGUUGGAUAGACUUUAUUAGUCUUUCCUUUGUAACCAGCUUUUAAUUUGUUCCUUAAGAAGGUUGUCAAGAUUUCGAAUUAAAGUUUAAAGUAUUGUAAUAGAAGUGCAUUCCAUUUUGAUGACUUGAGAUCUUUAGGGGUUAUUUCUUGAUGGUCAACAAAAGGCUUAGAAAAGCCUGAUUGUUACUCCUGUUUUAGAUUUUCGCUUAAACCACAAUUAAUCCAAACUGGCUUUAAAUUCUGAGAGUAAAAUUGUUUUUCUGCCUUUCUUAUAUUUACAGGAAGCUCGAAAAUUGGCUGUUUAUCUUUUAUUUAUUCCCUGUUGCUUUAGUAGCCUACUGGAUAAAAAAUAAAUAUCGUGCUGUCACUAGGAUAUACAUUACAGUAACAUCGCACUUUGGCCUGAAAACGUUCUCCUUUUCUCACUUUCUUUGCUCGAAACAAAUAUCGCUUACAAGUUAGAUGUACUUGAUUUUAGAGCAAUAACAGGAACUGGUGCAUGUGAACUUGUUGCGCUUGUGGAGGAUAACAAUUGUCAUUAGUACGGAUGUAUGCUACUGUACUAAACCAUUCGGUUUCCUCUUAACCAAUUAUCUUUAGGAAUUUCACGCUUGGAAUGUCAUGAAACAUGUGCCUUAGGUAAGCAGGUGGUUUCACACGCCAGGGAAGAUAACCCAAAUACGGUGUCCACUUAAGUAUGACUGGUAAGAAAUUAGAGGUUUUUGUCCAUUUGAGUAUGAUUGGGUAGGUUGGGAGGUAUUU